CUUUCGACGAAACCUUGACGUCUUAGGCACGAAAAAUAAAAUAAAACGAAAAAGAACAAAAAGAAAGAAAGAAAGAAAGAAAGAAAGAGAAUGAAAUAGAAAGAGAAAGAGAAAAGAGAAACGAAAAGGAAAGAUCAGUGAUCACGAUCAAUGACGAUCAAUUACUUCGUUUCACUGGAAGAAUGGGAAGAGGGAUGAGGAUCGAUAAAUUCGAGAGAAAUGUGAUGAAUCUUCGAUCGUAAAAUCAUCGAUUGAAUAUUCCUCUUUGAAGGAUUUUCAAUAGGGAGUAGUUGAAAAGAAGUACAUGUUAUUAUUUGUUUUACUUUUGUUUUUCUUCUUCUUCUUUUUUUUUUUUCUUUUCUUUUCUUUCGAAUGGUCCAAAUGCAAACGGACGCAGCAGCAUCCUCCAUCUGGCGUUUUCUCUAUGCGUCUAUGGAGUUACCUCCCCCAGUCCCCUGAACCGGGAUACCACCACCUUACCACACCUCACCACAUCACACCUCACCACACCUCACCCUACCCCACCCCAUUCGAUCUGCUCUUAUCAUGCCUAUCAUCAGUUCCACCCUCGCGCUUGGCGGUCGUGUCAGCAACCAACGAAACGUCAGCCAGUACUAUCACGCACGAGAACGCACGUUCGUCUCGUGUUCUCAGGUGGAUUAAGAAAAGGGAAAAGCAAAAGAGAAAGAAAAAUAAAAGAGGGAGAGAGAGAGAGAGAGAGAGGCUUCAAGAGAAAAAAAAAGUAGUCAUCGUUAUCAGGUUUUGUUUGAAUCGAAAUCAAUUCCGAACGGGAAGCCAUCGGGAGUUCGUAGAAUCCACCCCAUUUUGAUCACGACCGACGCCAAAGCUAAAAUCGAUCCUUUGAAUAACAAAAAGAAAAAAGGAAAAAAAAAACGAAACUAAAUAAAACAAAACAAGACGCGCUAUUAUCGUAAACAAACAAGGAUGAAACUUAUCGCCGUUUUGCUCGUUUGUCUCUUCGAGACGUCCCUCGUUCAUUGCGGGAAACGACCGAGUUUCGUUUCUGACGAAAUGAUAGCUACUGCAGUUAGCGUUGUGAAUGCUUGUCAGACACAGACAGGAGUGGCUACAGCUGACAUCGAAGCGGUAAGAAAUGAUAAAUGGCCGGAGACGCCUGAAUUAAAGUGUUACAUGUAUUGCCUCUGGGAACAAUUUGGUCUAAUAGACGAUAAAGGGGAAUUAAAUUUGAACGGUAUGCUAACUUUUUUUCAAAGAAUCCCAGCUUAUAGAGCGGAAGUUUUGAAAGGCAUUAGCGAUUGCAAGCUGAUUGGUAAAUACCUGGCUCAGGGUGACAAGUGUCAAUACGCGUACGAAUUCAAUAUGUGUUACGCUAAGAUAUCACCGAGAACCUAUUAUCUAUUCUAAUGAAUUUUCAUCAAUUGAAGAGCACGAUGACCAAAAAUAUAUAUACACACAUACACACCUAUAUAUAUAAUAUAUAUAUAUAUAUAUAUAUAUAUAUAUAUAUAUGUAUAUAUAUAUAAUAAAAAUAUUAAAGAAACGAUAUCGCCGAAUGUGUUGAGAUUUAUACAAUCAAGUGAUUUUACAUUCUCAUAUAAUUGUCCCGUAUACACCGUAAGUUGUACUACUUUAUAAAAUGUCUUUAAAAAAAAUAAAUCCUCUCUAAUAAUUGCA
Molecule: messenger RNA, 1656 nt
Organism: Vespa mandarinia (Asian giant hornet)
Lineage: Eukaryota; Metazoa; Arthropoda; Insecta; Hymenoptera; Vespidae
Gene: Obp10
Product: odorant binding protein 10
Molecular function (GO): odorant binding
Source: RefSeq, a predicted model, not a curated record